GGUCAACCACGCCAGCCUAAAGGCAGCCUCCGCCAUAGCAUCGCAUCGUUCUCUCCGGAAUCAUCACAGCAAAAUGACAUGGGAAUGAGGCUCAACUCUAUGCUGUGUCAUUGACAGUUACCACGAGGUCAAGUCAGCUGGUAUUCGUCGCUGUGCACAGCAUAUGGGGGCACAGGUAGAGAAACACGCUGUCAUUUCUCAGGUUAGACGAUACGGUGUUAGAUGUCAUUGCAUGAUCGCAGUAGAUUCGUCAGUCUGGCUGUCUAAUUUGAGCCUCACCAGUCGAAUUAUCGACCUCUUGUCGUCUGAGGUGUUGCCAGUUUGGUUGGGAGAAUUGAAUGCCUUGGUUUCUGCCUCAGGCUAACAAGCCUAAGCCUCUGCUGCCUGCUUUUUCACCCUCCCAGUCUCGUCUCACUUCUCACUCAACCCCCCGACAGGUCUUCCCUAAUUUCUGGAUCCAUCGAGUCUCCUCAACACCAGAUUUCAAGUAAAACAUAUCAUCAACGCAUCUCAAUACCUCAAUUUUUCAUCAUUUCCAACACCCUCUCUCACCUUCGCAUCAUUUCUUGUCUAAAUGUCUCUACUUUGAUAUGCGCAAUAUCUCACUGACCCAUGCAAUGAGCAGCAAAUCGAAUGGCAUUCAUCCUCAAAAAGAAACAUUCAACACAAAUUGCUUGCAUAUGAUCAUUCUCUAAGCACAGUAUACCAACACACUCUAUAUACACCUAACCAAUUAUUAAUAGCUUCGCUGCUCUUCAAAACGUCGCCCAGUUCAUCAUGCCAGUUCAUUAACGCCAGAACUCAGACCUAUACAGGUGUUGCCAAUACUACCUUCACUUCACUAUCACGCAUCCUUCAUUUCUCGCGAGACUUGUCGGAACGCACUUCCUGAUACUGUUUGGUCCUGUGCGAUGUGCGCCAGCGCAUUUAUCACUGUAUUCAUCAGCAAGAGAAGGAGGCCUCUUGGCCAUGUAAGUAUUAACAUACUCUGCACGUCCAUCUUGGAUCUUGUCGCCAAGUAGAAUUCUUGGUUUAUCCUAUCUUGCUCAUGCUCCCCUGAGCCAUGGCAUGGACAAAACUCAAAGUCUGUCGACAGUGGAGGCAGAUCUGGCGUGGAGAGUCGGGUGUCCCUGGGUGUCUCAGGGCACCAGUCGUCUGCAAGGACGACUCGCUCAGGGUUGUGCCACUCUAGUUCCAGGUGACUAGGUUUCACAGGUGCUGUGUAGCACCAGGACCCCGCGUAAGCAAAGCCUCCGUCAUGAGCGAGAUGGGACAGUUGCCGGCUACCUCGCCAGUUAUCAAUGGCCGCCUCAAGUGAGACACCAUGUGGCUCGAGCGGAGCCGUCUGACAGAGCUCAUAUUCUGGCUCCAGGCCAGGUGAGGACACCUGGGCUCUGUUUGAGCACUGAUCCCAGUCUGACAGCUGGUAUGGGCCAGGUGUUCUGGGAAUUUCAUCCCGCGGCCAAGCAUCCGCUUCUUUGAUCCGCUCAACACGGCGGGGGAUGUCUGCCAAGCGGCGAGCUCUGAAGGCGGCACUACCAGGAGCGGGAUCGUCUUGGGAUCUACGCUUCUUUGAAUGGAGUUUCUUUUCAGUGAGCCGGCUCUGGGACGACAGCAGGACACUGCUUUGUGUAAACUCUGGGACGGAAGACGACAAGGGAGGAAUGUGGAAAGAACGACGAGAAGUCAUCUCAUCUUUGUUGAGGAAAGGAUUGAUUGCCAUGCUGAGCGGAAGGGAACGUUCACAAGUGUGAUGGGAUAUAUGGAGAUCAAGUGAGAGCAGCAGCAAUGUAGGACAGGUGUGGAUGCAAGGUUGUCCUACUUGGACUUAAAGGGUUCAUGAACGCUAUCAAGUGAUGCGGUGAGAUGGAAAUGCGAUUGAGAAGAUUUUUUUGAUGGGUUUUUGAUGGGGAGAGUGAAGUGAUACGAAAGGGGGAGAAUGAGAGAAAAUGGUCGAGGGGGGAGGAGGACUAUAUAUGGGAGGCCCAGGGAACGACACUCCUUCUCCCCCCCGCAUCGUCCAAUCACAUCGCAGUAUUCACAACCUCUCACAACCUCACUCCUAGCCUAUGCUACCCCCCACGCUUCAGCACAUGAACCAUUAUCGUCUUCCUACUCCUCACACCUCAUAUAAGUCGACGACGACAAAAUAUUGGCUCUUUCUGUAUACACGAUCACCCAUUGUAUCGUGUCAGACACCGGAAGAUAUUAAGGCUGGACCAUUGACGACUGAUUACCAGAAGCUUUGUGCGUGACUCGACUCUUCGCAGCGCCGUUCGGGUCCCCCGAUGGGAUUGGGUUAUUCUACUUCACUUGAAGUUGUUCAUAUUUCCUCUUUCCUCUUCUUUCCUUCAUACCCAAUAAGGAAGACAGGUAAAACAUAUUGGAUUGACAAUCCCGUAUCUAUCACAAUGUCAGUCAUACAGCCCGAGCGUAUCGAGGCCGCUGCGAGCGCCACGCAUUUACAGUAUAUGCCCUCUGUCAUGGUUACGGUUGCACCAUGCAACGUCGAUAUGCUUCUGCAAUCACCCGCUUGUGUCUGGAUUGUCCAAGGGUGUGCGCAGAUGCUCAAUGAUAUUAGUAAAGCAUCCUUGUCUACCUAUGACGCUUCACUAUGCGAAUCACUUGAAGAAGCUACCUGCAUGCGCAGACUGUACAUUAUCGGCAAGGCUGACUACGCUAUGGCAGCGAUUGUCUAUAAAGAAAUGGAGAGAUGCGUUCCCUUCUGGCUUCGUAAGCCUCGCAACAUUGCGUGUGAAGUUUCAUGUAACUCAGAUUGUGUGUGUAUACCGCCGAUUCCGAGAUCCUGCAUCUUUGGGAGAAUGCGUAAUUGAGCCGCCCGAAUUUGUGUGAUACCAACUGGCCAAGUUCCCAUAAAUUAAAAAGGGUAGAGACAGAGAGGGAGGUUGCAGGUCGAUGGUUGGCAACGUCUUAUUGUGAAAGUGUGGUUGGAUGAACGGGGUGCCUGACAGUUCUCCACUCCACAAUCUCAGUACUGGCUGGGUACUUACAA
Messenger RNA from Fusarium verticillioides 7600, 3013 nucleotides. RefSeq lists its product as hypothetical. The transcript has a single exon. The record is from RefSeq and is a predicted model, not a curated record. Lineage: Eukaryota; Fungi; Ascomycota; Sordariomycetes; Hypocreales; Nectriaceae. The coding region runs from base 2289 to 2834 and encodes 181 amino acids.